UCGGGAGGGGCAACUCGGACGCCAGGCUCCGCCUCUGCCGGCUCUCAGUGGCCGCGCAGGCGCAAUCACUCCUGGUUGUACUGCUGCGGCCCGGCCGGGCGGGUAAUAACAGAUGCGGGUAAAAGAUCCAUCCAAAGUUUUAUCUGAGAAAGGCAAAAGAAAUAAAAGGCCUUCGAUACCUCAUGAUGAAGAUUCUUCAGAUGACAUUGCUGGAGGUUUAACUUGCCAACAUGUAAGUCAUGCUGUUAGUGUGAAUCAUGUGAAGAGAGCAGUAGCUGAGAAUCUAUGGUCAGUUUGUUCAGAAUGUUUAAAGGAAAGAAGAUUCUAUGAAGGACAGCCAGUACUUUCUUCAGAUACUUGGUUGUGCCUCAAGUGUGGUUUUCAGGGAUGUGGUCAAAAUUCAGAAAGCCAGCACUCACUGAAGCAUUUCAAGAGUUUCAGAGCAGAGUCCCAUUGUAUUAUAAUUAGUCUGAGCACAUGGAUUAUAUGGUGUUAUGAAUGUGAUGAAAAAUUAUCAACGCAUUGUAAUAAGAAGGUUUUGGCUCAGAUAGUUGAUUUUCUCCAGAAACAUGUUUCUAAAACACAAACAAAUGCAUUUUCAAGAAUCCUAAAACUUUGUGAAGAAAAAUUUGAAGCAGGUGAAAUAAAGAAGGGAAGAAAAGGCAGCAGUGUACCAUCUGUAAAAGGAAUUAUAAAUUUAGGAAAUACUUGUUUUUUUAAUGCAGUCAUUCAGAACUUGGCCCAGACUUACAUACUUUUUGAGCUGAUGAAUGAGAUAAAAGAAGAUGGUACAAAAUUCAAGAUUUCUCCUUCCUCAGAGUCUCAGUUGGAUCUAUUAGUGGUGGAACUUUCAAGCCCUGGACCGCUGACUUCAGCCUUGUUCCUGUUUCUUCACAGCAUGAAGGAGACAGAAAAAGGACCACUUUCUCCUAAAAUUCUUUUUAAUCAGCUUUGUCAGAAGGCACCUAGAUUUAAAGGUUUUCAACAACAAGACAGUCAGGAGCUUCUUCAUUAUUUGCUGGAUGCUGUGAGGACAGAAGAAACAAAGAGAAUACAAGCAAGCAUUCUAAAAGCAUUUAACAACCCAACUACUAAAACUGCUGAUGAAGAAACUAGAAAAAAAGUCAAAGCAUAUGGAAAAGAAGGUGUGAAAAUGAACUUCAUAGAUCGGAUCUUUAUUGGUGAAUUAACUAGCACAGUCAUGUGUGAAGAAUGUGCAAAUAUCUCCACUGUGAAAGAUCCUUUCAUUGAUAUUUCACUUCCUAUAAUAGAAGAAAGGGUAUCAAAACCUGUGCUUUUGGGAAAAAUGAGUAAAUAUAGAAGUUUACAGGAGACAGAUCCUGAUCAGUACAGUGGCACUGUUACUAUAGAAAAUACUCAACCCAGAGCUGCCAAGAAGCAUUCUUCAUCAAAAGAUAAGAAUCAACUAACUCAUGACAGAAACCAUAUAAGAAAAUUGUCAUCUGGGGAAGAGAAAACUGUUUUUAUAUAUCAGAAAAAUGAAAACCUUGAAACCAGUGGGGAGUUGUCAAUAUAUGCAAACAUCGUGAGUACUGAGUCGUCUCUGAAUGAAAGCCCUACGGAUGGUAGUGAAAAAGAAGCCUGUCAUUCUGAAAGUAGUGCUGAUGCAGACAGUGAGGCUUCAGAAUCUGAAAGUGCUUCAAAGCAGACUGUGCUACUUAGAUCCAGCAGUGAAUCCUGUAUGUACACAGAUGGGCACCUUCACCACCCAUCUGCAAGUGAACUGCCACACCCCAAGGAGACUGACAGUGGUGAUGAGGAAAUGGCUGAAGCAAUUUCUGAACUUUGUUUGAGCAGCACUGUAAUUGGAAAUAGAGAUUUUGACAGAGAAAGUCAGCCACCCAGUGUUUCAAGUAAUUUAUGUUUUUCAGAGGAGAAGCAUAUGAGGUCUCACAGUUCCCAGAAUGCUUUUCAGACCCUUUCUCAGAGCUAUGUAACUACUUCUAAAGAAUGUUCGGUUCAGUCCUGUUUGUACCAGUUUACAUCUAUGGAAUUACUAAUGGGGAAUAAUAAGCUUCUAUGUGAGAAUUGUACUGAAAAGAAACAGAAGUACCAAAAGGAAAAUAAUUCUGCAGAAAAGAAAGCAGAAGGAGUUUAUACUAAUGCCAGGAAGCAAUUGCUUAUUUCUGCUGCUCCAGCUAUUCUAAUUCUCCAUCUUAAAAGAUUCCAUCAGGCUGGCUUGAGUCUUCGUAAAGUAAACAGACAUGUAGAUUUUCCACUUACGCUUGAUUUAGCACCAUUCUGUUCUGCUGCUUGUAAGAAUGUAAGUGUGGGAGACAAAGUUCUCUAUGGUCUCUAUGGCAUAGUGGAACACAGUGGCUCAAUGAGAGGAGGGCAUUACACUGCUUAUGUGAAAGUGAGAGUACCCUCCAGGAAAUUAUUGGAACAUAUCACCGGAAAGAAAAAUGUAUCUGGUUUGAAAGAACCAGAUAGUGAAUCAGGAGGCCAGUGGGUCCAUGUUAGUGACACUUAUGUGCAGGUGGUUCCGGAAUCGAGAGCACUUAGUGCACAAGCUUAUCUUCUUUUUUAUGAAAGAAUAUUGUAAUGAUUUGUUUAAUGGCAGUGAUUACUUAGCUCACUUUUAUUUGAAUGCUGCAGUGGUAACCAUAUAUGUAAUGUGCCUUUAGUCUUCUCUUUUACAUUGGAAUAGCAUGUCACUCAAUGCUCCUUAACUUUUUCACCAUUUUGGUGAAUCCUUUUAAAGUAAACUAAAUUUACUCUGUGCUUUAAAAUUCAUAUUUUUAAAUGUAAAGAACUUUUUAAAAAAAUAUUCAUCUUUAGGGACAAAAUAAUCCAAAUUUUAGUGGUUGAGGAAGUCCCUUUCUGAUAUGGCUCAUUAUUACAAACAUUCAGAAAUAAUACUAGCUAAAUCAAAUCAUUCCUUAAUAUAGUGUUUCCUAAAUGCAUUACCACUUUCCAGAUCUCAUGUAACAUAUACUGUGCUAUAUUUACUAAUUUAAAAAAAAUGUUUUAGCCUUUUUAAACCAUGGUUUUGUUUUGAGCAAUCAUAUUUCACAUUUUAUGUACUUAUUUUUUCUAAUAAACAUUAAAAUAAAUUUAAAACUA
Ictidomys tridecemlineatus (thirteen-lined ground squirrel) is the source of this 3087-nucleotide messenger RNA. RefSeq names its product ubiquitin specific peptidase 45 (gene Usp45). Gene Ontology annotation, biological process: protein deubiquitination. Gene Ontology annotation, molecular function: zinc ion binding; cysteine-type deubiquitinase activity. The record is from RefSeq and is a predicted model, not a curated record. NCBI's taxonomy places the organism in Eukaryota, Metazoa, Chordata, Mammalia, Rodentia, Sciuridae.